AUUCGAACUUACCUAUCAUUACCAUUCAAUGCCGCUUCCCGCUUGGUUGGAGGUAUAGCGAAUCGAGAAAUUCCGGUAUGGCUACGUGAACCGUUGCUCGGAUUCUUCGCCCGUAUGUAUGACUGUCGAAUGGAUGAAGCUGUGCAAUCGGAUUUUCGAGCGUAUCCAUCCUUCGCGGCUUUUUUCAAUCGACAGCUGAAGAAGGAAGUGUCACCCGCAGACGGAGUAGUUUUGCACUAUGGAAAGGUAGAAGAUGGAAAGAUCGAAUAUGUGAAAGGCCAUGACUACGAGGUCGCGUCGUUCCUCGGUGAUGUCGAAAUGACACAGAGGGACGAGCUCGAUCUCUACCAGGUGGUCAUCUACCUUGCACCUGGUAACUAUCAUGCUUUCCAUUCACCUACACGAUGGGUUGCGAAAAUAGGGUCGUGGGGUGGUGCUGCCACGGAGACGUAUAGACGCCACCCGCGCGCGCUCGCAGCUGACAAUGGCACGUGGAAGCACGGCUUUUUCUCCUUAUCAGCCGUCGCUGCGACGAACGUCGGCGAUAUAGUCAUCGAUGCGUGCGACGAAAGAAGGACAAGAUGCUGCAUACGGAGGUGGAUAUGCAUAGCGCUUAUCUUCCUGGCGAUAGAGUCGGCGAGUUCCGUCUGGGCUCCCACUGUCGUCUUGGUAUUCCAAGCGCCGCCCACGAUCCGAUUUGCCAUCAAAGCCGGUGAUCCACUGCGUUUCGGACAGAGUCUGGUUAUUGACGGUGUUUAG
Molecule: messenger RNA, 759 nt
Organism: Ostertagia ostertagi
Lineage: Eukaryota; Metazoa; Nematoda; Chromadorea; Rhabditida; Trichostrongylidae
Source: the annotation of a GenBank genome assembly